Messenger RNA from Metarhizium robertsii ARSEF 23, 393 nucleotides. RefSeq lists its product as uncharacterized. The record is from RefSeq and is a predicted model, not a curated record. The coding region runs from base 1 to 393 and encodes 130 amino acids. NCBI's taxonomy places the organism in Eukaryota, Fungi, Ascomycota, Sordariomycetes, Hypocreales, Clavicipitaceae. The transcript has a single exon.
AUGUCCCUUCGCGUCUUCCUCGUGGAGUCCCUCGGAUUCCCGAGAAGCCACCAUGCCAUUUUCGUCGAGACUUCACGCGGCGGUGGCGGCUACAUAUUCCACGUUACUGGCAAUAUCCAACAGGGGAUGAGAUACGAAAUGAAGGCCACCGAUGCCGCGCCAGACACUGACCCUUCUUACCACGGACAGACGAGGCUGGGAUGGAGUUCCGCCAACGACAUGGCGCGCAUCGAUGCGAUUUGCAGGUCUAAUCCCGCCCCCGAGAAGCAAUUUGAGGGUGCUCGGAAAAUCACGGCGUAUCCGGUUCGGCGCUGUCAGGAAUGGACGGCAGAGACUAUUGGGUUGCUGAGGGAGCGAGGCGUGGUUGUGGAUGAUGGUGAUGCGGCUGCUUGA